CGCUGUCCUCAUGCCCAGUAGUGGGAUGCAAAGCUGCGUUAGGAGUGCAAUGCCAUCGCUGAGGAGCAUUAUAGGCGCAGGGCGCGGGGUCUUUGGUCGGCGACAUGGUUUGUGGCAGUGUCAUCGGGCAGGGUAUGGGCAAUGGUUGCAUACGGAAGGGGCGGCCGGCGCAGCGACGGUUGUCCGGGGAGGGAGCCAUUCGGGAGAAGCCGUUUCGGCAGUCGGCCGUGGUGUGAACAUCCUGCAUCGACUGUUGUUUCAGCCCGCACGGGCAGCGAUGGGAGUUGUGGUUCCACACCAGGGACGCUUCGAGGGGGGGAUGGAUCCGAGUCGGUGGAGGGCGGAGAACCAGGGAGGCAUUGAGGGGGGAAUGGAUCCGAGUCGGUGGAGGGCGGAGAACCAGGRAGGCAUUGAGGGGGAAAUGGAUCCGAGUCGGUGGAGGGCGGAGAACCAGGGACGCUUUGAGGGGGGGAUGGAUCCGAGCCGGUGGAGGGCGGAGAACCAGGAAGGCAUAGAGGGGGAAAUGGAUCCCGUUCGGUGGAGGGCGGAGAACCAGGAAGGCAUUGAGGGGGGUUUCCCGACGCGGGACGGGCGUCCACUGGCAGGCAGGCAGUACUCAUGUCCGUCAUCGCCGAGGUUGCAGUCCUUCACCGGACAGCUUGCACAAACGUUGCCGGUGGGAAGCGGGUUCGGAUUCGCUGCGCACGUGUUCCCCGCGCAGCAGACGUUUGAUAGGGGGAGCGCAAUGCGCAAUGAUCGCCCUUGGUCCCCGCAAUCUGGCCAGACUUCCCAGACGUCGCAUGCCAUGUUCUCCAGCACCACCACUCUGUCCAGCAGGCGAUCACCUUGCACUCCCGGUCCUUCCACUGUGGACGCCGAUGGACGCGACAUGGACAAUGCAUGGACGCCGCAUUGCGGGACCUCUUAUCCGUCGGGUUUGGACAGCGAGGCCGCAAAUGGCUACGAUGGUCAAGCGUGCGAGGACAUGGAGGAUGACACUGGUAAUGGAGAUGGAGAUGAUGUUGACGAUGAGAAUGGCGAUGGAGGCGGUGUUCCAGAAACAGACAAGGCCGGUGAUUCCAAUGGGAGAAACGAUGGCAGACGUGGGCAGAAAAAAGGCAGGAACGAAGGGCCACCGAAGAACAAAAAACAAAACCUGGUGUGGACGUUGGAGGAGAUGAUAUGGCUUGCAAAGAUGAUGGGGGAGGACGAUGCGCUCAUGGCUGACGCCAAUGGACAGCAUCAGUUCAUGAAAAGGAAGGAGCGGUAUGGGUGGGUGGCGGAUCGCAUGGCAUCCGGCGGUUUUCCUCAGAUAACUGCGGAGGACUGCCGUAAGAAGUGGACGUUCAUGAUGACGAAGGCGAAGCUCAUCCUUGACAAGUGCGAGAACGCGUCGGGCCGGCCGUCGUACUGGGACACAUACCUGGAACAGCGGAAGGAGCUGCAGGUGCCUCUCACCUUUGAGAAACCGUUGUGGGAUGCCAUGCAAUGGAAACUCAACAUACCAUCCAUGACGUGCGACCAGACAUUGGGCUAUUAGGACCUGCCGGGAGCAGGAGAAGGAGUGCCGCCUUCGGGAAGAAGUAGAUCUGGAAAAAGAGGGUCUUAGGCGAG
This is a messenger RNA of Chara braunii, 1614 nucleotides long. The record is from the annotation of a GenBank genome assembly. Lineage: Eukaryota; Viridiplantae; Streptophyta; Charophyceae; Charales; Characeae.